CACCAGCAAACGCCCACGUCCACGCCCACGCCCACCCGUACCCGCACUCACCGUCGGCCACCGCACAACUACCUCCACCACCACCAUGGGAAGCAGUACCUCCAAGCCGUCGGGCGAGCCGAUCGUCAUCCACGGACAAACCCCAAUCCGCUUCUCCAACAGCCUGGUGACGACGCUCACGCAGUCGAGUGAGACGGACAGCACGCGCGAGAAGCAGCUGGAAUUGCACAUCCAAGCGCGGGUGGCCGAGGAGCUUGCGCGGCUCGAGGCGCGCGAGGGCCAGGUCCUCGCCGGCAUCGAUGAGCGCCUGCAGCAAGCCGAGGUGAAGGAAGGCGAGGGUGAUCGGGUCAAAGUGCAGCACGAUAUCGAGGCGCUGAGGGAGCGGCUCGACAGGAUUCCGAAGUUGAUGGAGCUGGAGGAGGGCGUGGAACUUGCGAGGCAGAGUGUGCUCGGGUGUCUCAGGAACAAUAACACGAGGCCGCUUGAUUGUUGGAAGGAGGUUGCAGACUUCAAGGAACACACACGCCGUAUGGAGAAGGCGUUUGUGGUGAGGACGGUGGGAAGGGGGUACUAAGCCGACCGAUGCGAGGGAAGAGAUACGGUGAUAUCAUCAUAGACGUGUGUAUUUGUAACAAAAGUCAGCGGCUCAAGUGGGAUGGGGUUUCAUUCUUGGGUACAUUUUUUUCAGCCGAACC
Molecule: messenger RNA, 695 nt
Organism: Tricharina praecox
Lineage: Eukaryota; Fungi; Ascomycota; Pezizomycetes; Pezizales; Pyronemataceae
Exons: 3
Coding region: 86-574 (162 amino acids)
Source: RefSeq, a predicted model, not a curated record